UGAAGGCUGCUGCCCAGGGCACCCUGGGAGUUGUAGGCCGCAGUGAGCUGCUACCGUGCGGUGGGGUCAAGUCUUACUUUGCGGCCAGAGCCCCGGAACCUGCUUUCGGAGCUGCUGCUCUUCUCGGUUCGGGAACUAGGGGCCACAGUGGGGGAGCGAUGCGAGACGGUGGGCCCCUUGGGCGAGCUGGGCUGGCGCUACUCCUCAUGGCCGCUGGAGCGGGAGCAAGGUCGCGGCCCGCGGCCCAUGGGGACCAGUCCCGAUCUAACGUGGUGCUGGUGGCCUGCGACUCCUUGGAUGGACGCUUGACAUUUUUUCCAGGAAAUCAGACUGUGAAUUUACCUUCCAUAAAUUUUAUGAAAAGGCAUGGCACUGUCUUUCUCAAUGCCUACACCAAUUCUCCAAUUUGUUGUCCUUCCCGCGCAGCUAUGUGGAGCGGUCUUUUCACUCAUUUAACAGAAUCUUGGAAUAACUUCAAAGGUCUAGAUCCAGAUUAUGUAACAUGGUUGGAUCUUAUGGAGAAGCAUGGCUACCGUGCACAGAAAUUUGGGAAAUUAGACUUUACUUCUGGACAUCAUUCAGUAAGUAACCGUGUGGAAGCUUGGACUAGGGAUGUUAACUUCCUGCUCCGACAAGAAGGAAGACCCAUGGUGAAACUUACAGGUCAUAGGAAGCAGCUUAGAGUGAUGGAAACAGAUUGGCAGAAUACUGAUAAAGCAGUAAAUUGGAUAAAGGAAGAGGCAGUUAACUUUACUCAACCAUUUAUUCUAUACUUGGGACUAAAUUUACCACAUCCGUAUCCAUCACCCUACGCAGGAGAAAAUUUUGGGUCCUCUACAUUUUUAACAUCUCCCUAUUGGCUUGAAAAGGUAAAUUAUGAAGCUAUUAAAAUACCCAAGUGGUCUUCUCUUUCAGAGAUGCAUCCAGUAGACUAUUACUCAUCGUACACCAAGAAUUGCACAGGAGAGUUUUCAAAGGAAGAAGUGAAAAAUAUUAGAGCAUUUUAUUAUGCUAUGUGUGCAGAGACAGACGCCAUGCUGGGUGAGAUUAUUUCAGCUCUGAGAGACACUGGACUUCUUGGAAAAACAAUCAUUAUAUUCACUGCAGAUCAUGGAGAACUUGCUAUGGAACAUCGUCAGUUCUAUAAAAUGAGCAUGUAUGAAGGAAGUUCCCAUGUUCCUCUUUUAGUCAUGGGACCAGGUGUAAGAGAACAGCAGCAAAUACCAAAUGUAGUAUCUCUUGUGGAUAUAUAUCCUACUAUGCUUGAUAUAGCAAGAAUUCCUGUCCUACAGAACCUCAGUGGAUAUUCUCUUAUGCCACUGCUAUAUGAAAAAGUGGAGAGAGAAGCGUCACCCAGAGGAUCUCGGCCUUCAUGGGUGCUUAGUGAGUUCCACGGGUGCAAUGUGAAUUCCUCUGUGUAUAUGCUGAGAACUGGCAAGUGGAAAUACAUCACAUACUCGGAUGGCUCUUCAGUACCACCCCAACUGUUUGACCUUACUGAUGAUCCAGAUGAGCUUACAAAUGUUGCCAUAAAAUACCGAGUAAUUGUACAUUCCUUGGACAAAAUACUUCGCUCCAUAGUUAACUAUCCAAAGGUUUCUUCUUCUGUUCAGGAGUAUAACAAAGAACAGUUUAUCAGCUGGAAACAAAGUUUGGGUCACAAUUACUCAAGUGUUAUUGCAAACCUUAGGUGGCAUCAAGACUGGUUAAAGGACCAAAAAAAGUAUGAGAAUGCAAUUGACAAGUGGCUUGGUAAGUAGAUACAGACAACCUGGAUUUCAUAUGAGUGAAGAUAUAAAGACAUUAUGCAUUUGUAAUAUUAUGCUGUAUUUCAAAUGUUAGAAUUAUUUUCUUAUAUAACCUAUUGAAAGUAAAGAUUCCUGAACCAUAGCUUCUUUGUAUCAGUAAGCCAAGACCAUUUUAUAUAACUAGACAGCACAACAAAACUAGAGUUUUAGAUGUUAUUGUUCUGUAAGUGUAAGUGUAUAUAGAAUGGGUAGUAUGCAAGAUCUAAUUGUGUGUAUUGAAUAUUUAGCUGAUUGCAAAAAUACAAAGUAUUUUAAGCAUUCAAACUCAACAGAAACUUCCAUUUAUAAGGAAAAACAAAGCUUAUAAAAUUUAGUGAAGUAAAGUACCAGUUACAGUGAAAUUUGCUGUGUGUAUUAUAAGUCUAAAUUGAAUACACAUUCAUCCAUUUUAGAGAAUUCUCAACAGUUCAAAUAUAAUCAAAAAGUUGGUAACCAGUACAGGUCUGAACACGGAUGUUAUGCAAAUACUUAACUAUAUCAGCAUACUGUAUUACUUGUGAUUGACUCCCCAUGUUUACGAGGUCAACCUUGAAAGGUCUUGCUUCUGGAUCUGGUACUUACCACUCCCUGUGUUUAAAAUUUCAUAAUACGCAUAGGGUCCUAAUUGAACAUAUGUACAAGUGAAGAGGAAUAUGAUCUCUGGUGAUCAUCAUAAAUUUAAAAAAACACCAACAAAAAAACGCCCUCUUGCCAAACUUGUUGAGUAGAGCAGUUCUCUGAAAAAUGAUAGUGUGAUAUAUAUAGUAAAAUAAAAACUGCUUGAAUGCAGUAACAUUCUGCAAGUAAAUACUUUAAUGUGCAUCAGUGAGUGGAGAACUGAAACCUGAUAUGUACACAGAGGAGACACAAGCUUCCAGGCGGAGUUAAUGGAAAAAUACUAUUUCCCAUUUUUCCAGUGACCUGACAAAAAAGAGUUUUGGAAGAAGAUAAGAUUUAGGUAACAACUCUCCCACUUAAGGGAAUAUGUAAUUACAGCAGUGCUUAGGUUUGCUAAUUCUUGGUCACCAUCAUUGCUGCUAUAGUGUGAGUUCAGAAUGACAUUAUACUUCAUACAUAAAAUGUUUUCUGCAAACUGUUAUUAAAUGCUCAGUAGUAGCAAUAAGCCAGUAAAAAUAAACAUUAAAAUGAGACGUAUUUUCUGAUGGCUACACACUCAUUUCAUGAGCAACUUACCAUGCAGAGUUAGAAAACCUUGAAACCCUGUAGUCGUUAUUAAAAUGAGUUCAGGUACGAUUGAAAUUACUUGCACAAAACAAAUGGCCUACAUAAUUAGAGGAAGUAUUUAUAUCCAUAUGAAAGUUUGUUCAAGAGAAAAAAGAAUAAAGAAACAUCCUCACUUUCCCUAGGUCUGAACAGAAUGCAGUACAUUGUCCAAAAUGGAGUAAAAUAAAAUUAUGAUGAACUCUAUGUGUUUUUUGUGUGUACUUUUUAAUGAC
Molecule: messenger RNA, 3244 nt
Organism: Catharus ustulatus (Swainson's thrush)
Lineage: Eukaryota; Metazoa; Chordata; Aves; Passeriformes; Turdidae
Gene: ARSK
Product: arylsulfatase family member K
Exons: 8
Coding region: 159-1760 (533 amino acids)
Source: RefSeq, a predicted model, not a curated record